Molecule: messenger RNA, 1092 nt
Organism: Tinamus guttatus (white-throated tinamou)
Lineage: Eukaryota; Metazoa; Chordata; Aves; Tinamiformes; Tinamidae
Source: RefSeq, a predicted model, not a curated record
UUAUCUCUUCUUUUUUUCUCUUGCCUAGGAAUUUAGAAGCUCCUGAGAUACCAGUGUAUUCUGUGAAAGCUCAUAAGGAAAUCGUGAACAGUAUAGAUGGUGUAGGUGGCUUAGGAAUUGGCGAAGGUGCACCGGAAAUUGUGACUGGCAGUCGAGAUGGAACGGUGAAGGUGUGGGACCCCAGGCAGAAGGAUUCUCCUGUUGCUAAUAUGGAGCCUGUAGAGGGGGAGAGCAAGAGAGACUGCUGGACAGUCGCGUUUGGAAAUGCUUACAAUCAAGAGGAACGUGUUGUAUGUGCUGGAUAUGACAACGGGGACAUUAAAUUGUUUGACUUAAAAACCAUGUCACUGCGAUGGGAGACCAAUAUUAAGAAUGGGGUGUGUAGUUUGGAGUUCGACAGGAAAGAUAUAAAUAUGAACAAGCUAGUGGCCACAUCACUUGAGGGAAAAUUUCAUGUUUUUGAUAUGAGAACUCAGCAUCCGACCAAAGGCUUUGCUUCUGUUUCAGAAAAGGCUCACAAAUCUACCAUGUGGCAGGUUCGGCACCUCCCGCAGAACAGAGAUAUAUUUAUGACAAGUGGAGGAGCUGGGAGCCUUCAUCUCUGGAAAUAUGAAUACCCUGCUCAGCGCUCAAAGAAGGAUUCGGAAGGAACUGAGAUGGGGGUGGCAGGUUCCGUCAGCCUCUUGCAGAAUGUGACUUUGUCAACACAGCCGAUUUCCAGCCUGGACUGGAGCCCCGACAAAAAGGGCCUGUGUGUCUGUACUUCGUUUGACCAAACCGUGAGGGUGCUCAUAGUGACCAAACUUAACAAAAUCUGACAGGACAACCGCGAUUGUCAGUGGGAAAGCAAGAUAACUUGCAAUUUGUAAGUAUGGGUGGGAGACACCUCCUGUUUCCAGCUAAAUUAAUUAUUAAAACUGGAUUAAAGAAAUAGAGGCCAGAUCUUUCUAUUGAAAGUUCAGAAAUGUGCCAUUAGAGUUGUUUGAUUGUGCUGCAAUGACUUGAACAAGUUACUUAGGCACAAAACUUUCACCUUCUUGAAAUGUGAAUUUCCAUUAAAAUGUGCCUUUGUUUUAUCACAACCUGUAAGUU